GUCGUCACUCGUGACGAAAACUUUUGGAGCAUAUCAUUCUGCAGAUGAACGAUACGAAUAAUGUCGAUGAUUAUGUAUCUUUCUGGUUUUAUCAAAAUCUCUCCUGUCUUAUCAGUUUUACUGAUGUGCUAUGAUUUAUCAUUUCUCUGGUAGAUCGCACGAUGGAUGCCCUGACUGAGUAGGGUGAUGUUUUGCAGAUUCGCACUGAACUACUGUACAGUUCAGCUCCUGGUUCGAAAGCUCUUCUGACUUAAAGAACGCCGUUAUCGUAGACGCUAUGGAUUCUAAACUUCCAAAUUCAGGUUCCCAGUCGGGACUACGACCUGCGGGCCUUCCAAGUGCAGCACAGCAGCGAGCUCCUCCCGUAAUAGCGCCUGCGUCUCCCCGUCCAGUUCCAACUGGUUCCAUUCCUGCUCCUGGACAGCUGAAGAAAGCAGGCUCCGUUCACUUCACGGUGGAUACGGAAGGUUUCAUCGUGGGCGAUCGGGUGUGGGUGCACGGGACGAAAGCGGGAAAAAUUCAGUUUAUCGGUGAGACGAAAUUCGCCCCGGGUGAAUGGGCUGGGAUUGUGCUAGAUGAACCAACCGGGAAGAACGACGGCUCCGUCAACGGUGUGCGCUACUUUCAGUGCGAAGCGAACCGCGGUGUAUUUGUCCGAUUACACAAACUCUCACGAGUACCACUCAGCCCGGAAGAAAUUGAGACACUGAAGAUGCAGAAAUUAUCCGCGGCCACCUCAGUGGCAUCCAUCAUCUCCGCCGUGGAUGCUGAAUUUAAAUCACCGGACAGCAGUUUAACCGGGGUCAACAAGAGCACCGAACCGGGCAGUUCUGUCGCUGGAGGAGAUGUAACAAAUGCGGCUGACAUGAAAGUUGGUGAUCGUGUGUGGCUAAGCGGAGAUCGUGCGGGCAUUGUGAGAUUUGUUGGGAAACCGCAUUUUCAAGAUGGUAUUUGGGUUGGAGUUGAGCUGGACGAAGCCAAAGGGAAAAACGACGGAAGCGUCGAAGGAAAACGGUAUUUCACUUGUCCAGCAAACCACGGAGUGAUGGCUCCUAUUGCAAAAGUAUCCAAAGGUUCCUCCGGUGCCGCUCUUCCGCCGUUCACUCCUGGAAAACUAAAGCGGAGUCCAUCCCAAGAGUCUUUACAUUCUAAUUUUUCCAUUCAGUCCACUGCAUCCCGGCGUUCAUCAGCCAUGCGCAUGGGAACGAGUGCUUUGAGUCCCUCCACCAUUGCCGUAGGACGGACAGGAACAGGGACGGCAGCAGAUAUUAUUAAGGCACACCAGGAGAAGGAUGCUUUGAUUGUUGCAAUGACCAAAGAACGCGAUUUGGCCAAGAAAGAACUGGCGGCCAAGUUGGGCAAUGAAAUGCAGAUGCACACGGAAAUCCAAAAGCUUCAGGAGCAGUACAUGGGAGCUUUAUCAAAUCAAGAUGCUCGAAUUGCCGAUAUGUCAGAAAAUAUAAAAAAGUUGAACGCGGAGAAGGAUCAGCUAAGGGAGCAGCUGGAUGACGAGAAAAAGAAAGUUGAGGAUCUUCAGUUUCGACUGGAAGAAGAACUCAUGGCAAAGGACAGUGAAGCCGAAUUGGAAACAAAGAAGCUGAUUGAUAGAAAAUCGAGUGAAAUUGAUUCAUUGAAAGGAGAUAUUAGCCGACUAAAUCAAGAAAUGGAGACUUUGCGGCAAGUGAUUCAGGAUAAAGAUUUGGAAGUUGACCGAUGGAGAACCGCGGUUGACGCUUCGAAACUGGAAGCUGCUGAUAUGGUUGACGAACGGGAUCGCACUUCUUUUGAAGUUGCGGAUUUACGACGACAACUGCGUGAUGUCAGUGAAAAAUAUCGGCAGGAGAACGAGACAUUUCAGCAGAGCAUGAGAAGUAAAGACGCGCUAGAGCAGGAACUAAAUCUGCAGCUUGAAUGUGCGAGAGCGGAACUGGAGGAUUACCGACGACGACAGAGCGCCGUAUCCUCCAGUAAGCUUGAGGAAAAUUCAAAUUUGCAAGUGAUUAUUGACGAUCUAAAGCGCGAUAAUACAUCCCAACAGGUGCACAUUCAAGAACUGACCAAUGAUUUACACGGACUGCGGGAGGAACGAAAUCUUUUGAAAAACACCUGUGAUACGCUAGAGAGAAAUGCUCAAAGCCGCCGUAGUGCCUUAACGACUGUUUUUCGCGAUGUGGGACACUGUGCGCCCGAGAAAGAAGACGAAGAAAUUCCAGCUUUAUUGGCUUUACUUUCUGACGUCCGGAGCAAAGCAGCUGCAACAAGUGAUAACUUGAAAACCCAGUUAGCAGAGGCAGAAAGGGCAUUAUCAGAGCUACGAUUAGGUAAUGCUCAGCUGGAUUCGGAACGCGGGGCUUUACAGAAACGCUUAGCAGAGGCCACCGAUAGUUUAGCUUCGACGGAAAAAAUGUUAUUGGGUGCGAACAAAGAAAAAGAAGACUUGUUGAGGUCGAUUAAGAAUUCGGAAACCAAAAAUGAGGAGGUUCUACUGGAAAGUGAAAAGAUUCUCAAGGAUCACGUGCACGAAGCCAAGCGACUGUUGGAGGACAAGUCAAGGGAAGUGGAAUCGCUGGCUUAUCAGUUGUCCGAACUAAGCGUUGAGCUUGGAAGUUUGAAAAGUGCCCAUCAAGAAUUGGUCCAGCGUUCCCAGUCCGAUUUAUCCCAUGUUAAUUCUGAUCGGCAAGAGGAAGUGGAGCGCCUGAUGCAAAAGCACGCAUUUGAGAUUGGAGUGCUUAAACGUGACUUCGAGCAACAGAACUCAGCAUUACGGGAACGCCUGACCACUGUGGAGAGUGAACUGCAGACGGCUUUGACGGAAAAAGUUAGUCUAAACGGAGAAAUUGGUCGAUUUAUUGGUGUGCUCAACGAAAAGGACGCCGAAUUGAAGGAGGCCCGCGAACAGAUUGAGCGAACGAUCGCUGAAACUCUAGCACAACAUCAUGAAGAAAAAAAUAGAAUCUACGGUGAAUUGGUCCAGGAGAAAGAGAAAUUUGCUAUUUUGGAAGAGCAGCUGGCCGCCGUAACUUUGCUUGAAAAAGAAAAAAAUGCCAGUUUGGAGGCAACAGCUGCUAAUCUGGAAGUGAAAGAACGAGAUUUUGCGAUUUUACGACAAACUGCUGAUGAACUGGCUCAGAGAUGCACAAAGCUUGAACAGGACUCGGAACAGGCACAGUCGGCCUAUGCGGAGCAAAUGAUGCGAGCGGAAGUGCGGCGGGAGGAAGAUAUACGGGUGUUAACAACCGAGAAGAACAGCAUGGUUGACAAGAUCUCUAAUUUGGAGGAGCAGAUUCAGUUGCUGAGCUCCACAUCCUUGACAGAAACUGAGACGAUGCGCACGGAAUUUCUCGACAAAAUCAACCUGUUACAGUCGGUUGUAGUGGAGAAGAAUGCGCUUCUGGAAUCUACUUCACAAGAAUUAGGUGCUUCCAAAUCGACGGUGGUGUCGAUGAACGAAGAAAUAUCCCGGCUAAAAAAGAUGAUGGAAGCAUGCGAUGUGGAAUAUAAUGCCGCCAAAGGGGAGCUGGAUUCGCUGACCAAACAGUGUCAAGCUAACGAGGAAAUUAUUUCAGCCAUUAAUGCUGAUAAAGCUUCGCUGGUGGUGGUUUUAGAGCAAAAGGACAAGGAAUUGCAAGAUCUCGCUGGUGAUUUGGCUAAAGCCAAAGACAUCAAUAGUCUACUGAAGAACGAUCUGGACUUGGCUGGUGCAUCGUUCGAAAAGCAGCUGGCAGUUGCUCAAGAACGUGCAGGGGAACUGCAGACGAGCGUUGACACUGAAAGGAAUUCUUUGAUGGAUCGAAUUAAAACGCUGGAAAAUCAGUUGUCUGACACGGUGACGGAAAAUACAGCCAAACUGGAAGCCGAACACAGUGAUUUCCGGCAUAAACUAAAUACACUGGAAACGGAACUCGCUGCCAAGACUUCGGCGCUCUUGGCGUCAGGAAACGAUAUUCUGUUCCUCAAAGCGGAAAUUCAGAAAUCGCAGCACGAAGUCGCGCGGUUAAGCACUCUGCUCCAAGAAUCUGAACAGAAUCUCACCGUGAAAUUAGAAAACAUCAAGCAGUUGGACCGUGAUCGGACAGAUUCUGAAAAUAAGUUAACAAACUUAGAAAAGACAUUGCAGCUGUUAGAAAACAAUUUGAAGCAGCAUAAUGUCGGCUUAGAGCAGGCAAAUCAGACGAUUGUCGAAUUAGAAAGCGACAAGGUUUCGUUAAGCGAUGUUAUUUUAAGCUUGAAAUCGGAUUUGGUUUCGGCGAGCGAUCUGGGGAAAUUGCUAAGUGAAGCCAGGGAUGAGCUGGCGAUCGUGCAACAGGCAAAAAGCGCUGCCGAAGCGAGAAUUCAGGAGCUGGAAGCGAUUGCGGGGAAGGUCGGGUCGUUGGAAACCACUGUCCACGAUCAGUCGGUCAAGUUGACAUCUUCCGAUCUCAGACUGUCUUCGAUGGAAUCGGAGAUAUUCCAAUCACAGAGUGCGGUCACAGAAAUUACCACGGCGUUAUCCGUGGCUAAAGAAGCCAUCGUUCGUACAGAAGCGGAACGGGAAAAACUCCAGAACGAUAACGUUAAAUUGACUGAGCGACUGAAUGACGCCGAGCAGGCACUCAAAGAAAUGGAUGCAUUGAAAGAAGCAGUGGCUACUGUUUCUGUAGUGAGGGACCAAGUUGAGAAGAUUUCUCAAGAGAAAGUGACACUGGAGACGCAGGUCUGGGAGAUAAACCAACGGGCUGCGGAGCAGAAGAAUGUGAUACAGAAUUUGGAAAGUGAACUGUUGAAUGUGCGGAAAAAUGCGGAACAGGAAAUUGCUGAGAUGAAAGAACGAGACCUGCGGCAGCAGAAGCUGGUUGAAGAGCUGGAAAAUGAGUUAGUGGAGAUGAGGAAGAAUGCCGCAGGGGUAAUUGGCGGGGAAGUCGAAUCGGCACAGGAUGUCCAUUUGGCCAGUCAAAGAUCUAUUGAUGAGCUGCUUUCGGCGGAGUUGGAGCGGGUGCAGAGUGAAGUGGAAUUUCAUCGUCGCUUGAUCGAGCAGCGGGACGGGGAAAUCUCUCGUAUGAAGUUGCACCAGCGAGACAUUGUUGAUCAGAAGAACUCCGAGAUUGCGCAGAUUGAGAAGAAGGUCUUCGACGCGGAAAGUGCUCUGCGUAAAGAAAAGCUACAGAAAUUAGCAUUGAGCACAUCUUCCUCAUCCGCAGUCUCCGCUGGUGAUAAUAACGAAUUCCAAGUACAACUCUUAAACUCUAUCAUCGCUGAGCAGCAAACAAAACUGAUGGAUAUGGAAAAGAAAUUAAAAGCCUUAACGCCUAAACCGUCCGCUUCCGGCUUGGCCGACGUGCCGCCAGCUGAGCCAGCCGUUGCACCCAAGCGCCGCCCAAUCCGUUUAUACUGCGCUCAGUGCGAGCAGUUCGACGAACAUGACACCGCCGAAUGUCCCAAACGCCACACUUCCCCGGAGCGCAAACCGAAGCCUAAAGUGGCGCGCCCGGUGCGCAAAUAUUGUGAAGAAUGUGAAAAGUUCGACCUGCAUGAAACGACCGACUGUCCCGCUUGGAUCAAGAAGCACCCGCCUCGUGUUCCUCUCAAGCCGACUGGUUUGGUACCUCUAUAAAACCGACCUCUUCAGCCAGUUUGACAGACCUUGCAUGUUUAUGACUCUAGAGAACCAGGAUAUUAUGCUAUUUUUUUGUGUAGAUCUGGUGUGUUAUUUAUUUUCCAAUGCUCAAGAUUAUAACUCUGUACAGUGUGUGUUUUUAUAAGACAUUGUGUGUUGCUUGUGACAGAGUUUUGUCGUUUGUUUCUCCUAGUCUCUUGUAUCGUAGUCAGUGGUGCGAAUUCUAAGACAUACAUCAAUAUGUAAAUCCUUUAAAGGGCAGAGAAAUUUGUGAUGCGUUGUUGCAAAUCAAAACGGCCAGUCUAAUUA
Messenger RNA from Paramacrobiotus metropolitanus, 5902 nucleotides. RefSeq names its product CAP-Gly domain-containing linker protein 1-like. NCBI's taxonomy places the organism in Eukaryota, Metazoa, Tardigrada, Eutardigrada, Parachela, Macrobiotidae. The coding region runs from base 278 to 5590 and encodes 1770 amino acids. Gene Ontology annotation, biological process: cytoplasmic microtubule organization. The record is from RefSeq and is a predicted model, not a curated record. The transcript is spliced from 26 exons. Gene Ontology annotation, molecular function: microtubule plus-end binding. Gene Ontology annotation, cellular component: nucleus; cytoplasm; microtubule plus-end.